Messenger RNA from Ambispora leptoticha, 423 nucleotides. The record is from the annotation of a GenBank genome assembly. NCBI's taxonomy places the organism in Eukaryota, Fungi, Glomeromycota, Glomeromycetes, Archaeosporales, Ambisporaceae.
AUGAGUGUUGUUGCUACUGUGUCAGACACUGUUUCUCCAGUCAAUGAACAAUCCGAUAAUGCACAAAAUUCGAGUUUGCUGCGAGAAGUCUCAAAAAAAGAAAAAGAAAGACAGAAAAAAGAAUUAAAAGAACAAAAAGCGCGAGAAAAGAAAGAAAAAGCGGAAAAAGAAAAAGAAAGAAAAGAGAGAGAAAAACGAGAAAAGAAAGAAAAGAAAGAACAGAAAGAACGUAAAGGAACAAAUGAAUCACUGAAUCAACCACAAAUUCAAAGCCCAGAUUCCGAAACAGCAACACCUGUUCAACAAAGUACAAAUGUGAGCGAAUUAAAACAGAAGGGAGCGUCUCUUCCUCCUCUUGAUACCAACGUCAGCGAUACACCGAAUUCUGCACCUAAUUCUGCAAUACCUGUUUCUGCGAUACCU